Toxoplasma gondii ME49 is the source of this 2344-nucleotide messenger RNA. It is a transcript of the gene POLR2I, whose product is annotated as DNA-directed RNA polymerase II RPB9. Gene Ontology annotation, molecular function: DNA-directed RNA polymerase activity; zinc ion binding; nucleic acid binding. NCBI's taxonomy places the organism in Eukaryota, Apicomplexa, Conoidasida, Eucoccidiorida, Sarcocystidae. The record is from RefSeq and is a predicted model, not a curated record. Gene Ontology annotation, cellular component: RNA polymerase II, core complex. The transcript is spliced from 5 exons. The coding region runs from base 1098 to 1850 and encodes 250 amino acids. Gene Ontology annotation, biological process: maintenance of transcriptional fidelity during transcription elongation by RNA polymerase II; DNA-templated transcription; transcription-coupled nucleotide-excision repair.
CUUGAAACGACGUUUUUUACCGACUUAGUUUGUCUCUUCUUUUUUGUGCGUUUCACCCGCGCAACUUGACGGCGACCGUCUUUUUGUUGCUUUCCUUUUUUCUGGAAAAAGAAGUCGCUGCAUGCGGGCGGACGCGUCUCGCGCCUCGAUCGCCGUGGAUGCAUGUGCACAAGAGUGGCAUUUCCGGUCGGUUUUGCUUCCGAUUUUCAGUCUGGCUUCUGCUUCUGAAUGUCUGUUUCUCGCCGCCAAAGGUUUUCUUUUCUCGGCCUUCCCCAGCGGACGUGAGGCCUUCGAAAGUACACCUCCCGCUAAGGAGAGACCGGGCGCGAGCUUCGGUCGUCGUGUGAAGAGCUGCCAAAAGAAACAAAGUUUCAAGCUUCAACCAUAGGUUCCUACUUCUUUCGGACUUUGUCAUCUGCACUCGAUUCUCCUUUCGUUCAUCUGAGCUCUCCUCUCCUGUGCCUGUGUGUCUCACGCUCGCUUGCCCUCCCUUUCGUUCGUCUCUCCCUCAUGCCGUAGCAUCCGCUCACCUUUACAUUUGCCCUCUUCCUUCUUCUCUCUCUUUCUCUUUCAUUUUCUGUCUCUCUCCGUCUCCCCUUCUGUGUUGUUGGAUCUCAAUCUGUUGUUGUUUCCUGCGGCGCGACUGUGCGUUUUUUUCUUUUCCGAAGGCCUCCGAUCUCAGUGGUCGGCUUGAGGCGCGGCCUGCCCCGCGAGAUCCUUUCCCUCGUCCUCUCCUCUCUUCGAGUGUGAAGCGGCUUUUCUUCUCUGGCGCUACAAAGGGAUUCUUCUCCACUUCAGAAAAAGAAUGCAUGCACCUCUCUUCUUGACGUUUGGGGUUUCCGGUUUCUUCUCUUGAGCGAAACUGAAUUCGUCUCCAUUCGUCUUUGGCUGCAUCACCGAUUUCGUUUGAACCCGUCGCCUCUUCGACCUCCGUCUGGCCUUCCCAUUCCGCUCCCUUCCUUUCCGAAAACGCGAAAAGCCGUCUUUCUUUGAGGGCGUUUUGUCUCCAUCUUCUUUCUCCCGGACAGGGUGGUUUUCUUCUCUCUCCGACAGCACUCCUUUUCUCUUCUCUUCUUCCCGCCUCUUGUGUUGCCAAGAUGAUGGGGAAGUCGAUGAUGUUUUGUCCGGAGUGCAACAACAUGUUGUAUCCGAGAGAAGACAAGGAGAAACGCCAGCUGCAGUUCCUCUGCCGACAGUGCGACUACUCGCGGUAUCCGAAGAAAACUGACACGGCGCAGCACAUCGUCGAGCGAACGAACUUCAACUUCAAGUCCAAGGAGGACAUCGUGAUCUCUUCGGAUCUGUCGAAAGAUCCAACGUUAGGUCGUGUGUUCGACUGGCGAUGUCCUCGAUGCCGGGGCGUUGGCGGCGUCUUCUACCAACUCCCAGAACGCGUCGCAGAAGAUGCCAUGACGCUCGUCUACGUCUGCACCCAACCUGGGUGUGGAGCCUGGGAGAUUCAGCAGCCUGAUGGGCAGGGCACAGGCGAAGACGGCAGAAGAGAAAAGGAAGACGACUCGCUCUCGUCGCCCAGCGAACCGAGAGGAGCUCCUUUUCGUCUGCACGAGGCGAAAGUGGAAGAAGAUGAAAGUUCUGUCGCCGGCGCCUUGGAGGCGGGUGCGCUCUCUGUGAAGCGAGCAGCGGCUGAGGCGCAGGACGAGGACCGAGAGGCAGAGUUCGGAGACGCUCCACUUGGCGGCGAAGUCGAGGAAGACGACGACUUGUUUGGCGAGCGCGAGGAAGAAGAAAUUCUCGAGUCCCAAGACGCCUUCGACGAAGACGACCCGUACACCCACCGUCUCGAGCCGCAGGACGGAUCUGUGGGAGAGCUCGACGUCACGUUUGACUGAAGCGUCAACGCGCGUUUCCUGGAGGAAAAGAGGAAGGACCGACGUCUCGUCGAGACAAAGAGAACGGACGGAGGCGAACGAGAGGAGCUGCUUUCUGUCUGUCUGUGCUUCGGAGUUCUCGUUCCAGCUGACUCAACUGUCAGAGUGGAGGCGACAUGGAGAACGGGUGUGUGCGUGUGUGUGUGUACAGACGCAGAGAAGUCAGAAGCCGAGAUUAUAGCUCUGUUUGUGUCUUCCUGUUCUCUUUCAUUCUUCCCCCCUGGGAGCCUACGAGACGCUUGGUCUCGACUUCUGCGUACUCCCUGCGGCUUUUCGCGGCAAACGUUUCGUCACUUUCCUUCGUCCAAGUCUCCGUCGUUUUCGCUGGCUCCUGGCCAACGCUUCGCCAUUCUCUUCGCUUCUCUCUCGCAAUAUUUUCCCUGUGAAGAUUCCUACUUCUCUGAGACGCUGAAAAACUUGGCUUUAUCCUGACUUAAAAUUUUCUGAACGUGAAC